GCAGCGGAGGGUCGAGGCCGCCGCCCGGAGCCGCCGGCGGGGCCGGGGCGGGCCCUGAGGGGAGACGGCCCCGAAGCGGCCGGGUGAGGUCGGGGCGACGCGGCUGUGGGAGUCUCACCUCUGACUGAGGUUACCUGGGUUUAAGAAGGCUAAAGCUUCACUAGAACUGAGACUAGAAUGGACAGUUACUUUAAAGCUGCAGUCUGUGACUUGGACAAACUGCUUGAUGAAUUUGAGCAGAAUACAGAUGAAUAUGAGUGCUUCAGAACACCUCAAAAUCCAUACGACUCAAAGCUGUCUUCAGUCCUGGAUUGCUUAGAGCAUGCACACCCCACAGCAGAGCUGCCAGAGGAUCCUGCUGGAUGUCAUGCCCCAGAGGAGAGCUCUCCCUGCGCCCCUGCAGGCACAAGGGACGUGCUCAGCUUCUCACCACCCAAAGAGAGGGGUGUGGCUGGACCUGACCUCUUGUCCACUGUGGACAGUAGUUCCCUAAAUGAAGCUGAGGCUCUGAGCCUGGGAAGGUGUAGCGUGCCUGUAUGUGAUCUUGUCAGUGACACAGCAGAUUUAAUCCCCUCAGUGGCUGCUCCAGAAGGGGCUCAGGAGCUGCAGCCAGAUGAGUUCCAGGGCAGCCAGGGGCCCUCUGGCUGUGGCGUGUCUUGUGUCCCCACUCCUGUUUGUGUGAGUUCACCUGGCUGCAGCGGGGUUGCCAGCACACAGCAGAGGGAUGGGGACUCGGUGUUACAAGAUUCAGGGCAUCUUACAACAAAACAAAUUAAUGAUUUAGCUUUAAAACCAGAGAGUUACGCUGCAGGAACAGUCCUGGGCCUGUGUGACGAUCAACAUGGGACAGAACCUGUAAAGUGCAAUGAAGUACUCGACCACCCUGGACAAACUGCUGCCCUGGAUCCUGAAUGUGUCACUGUAACAUCACAGAGUUGGAAUUCACACAGUCCCAAAGAUGAAAAACUGCCUUUUGAAACACAAGACCGCAGUGCAUGCUCUGCAGCAAGCAAAGAAGUGUAUGGAGGAAAUGCCAGAGGAAAAGUAGACCCAAACAAUGGGAGUAAUGCUGAUUCCAUGUCUUCAGUUCUGCCAAAGAGGCACCCGCUGCACAACAGCAAUGCAACAGUACCUGGAAAUUGUGUCUUGCCAGGCUCGUCAUGUCAAAUGGGAGCUGAAGUAGAAUUGGAAAAGAAAGGCACAGAAGAGAAUGCAGAUAGUGAAGAACUUAAUAGCAGUGAGAUACCAAGCAGUGUUUCCAGUUUGUGUAUGUCAGCUGAGGAUGUCCAGACAUCUCUGUCUUGUCUUUCCCUUCCUGUGUCCAUGUGUGGUUCCUUAGUUGUAUCAGAAGAAAAGGUUAAUCCUCUACCUCAAAAUGCAGUGGUGGAGGUUAUUAGUGAUACUGUAAGUGUUCAUGCUGGAGAGUCUAAAACUCAUCUCCCUGGCAGGGAAUCCUGUGAAAGUACUAGCUGGCAUGAACAAGAAGAUGUAGCUGAAAUCAGUGAAAGUAUUGCAGAAGAAAGUGGAGAUGGAGAGAAAUACAGUACUGAGAAUGUAAUUGAUGAUAUUGACUCUCAGCAAAUCAAAGCUUUUGCUUCUGCUUUUCUAGACGUUGGAGCUGAGCCAUAUGAUGUUGGUGUAGAUACUUUUUAUGAUGAGAGCAUGAGCUCUGUUAUGGCUGACCUCACUGUUGAGGACAAUGUUAUUAAAAGUGAUAUUCUAAUAAGCGACGCUGAGCUUGAUGAUUUCUUGUAUGGACAAAGUCUGCAGUCCAGUAUGUUGAAGUCUUCAGACAAUGAUGGUAACUUGGUGGAAGCUGAUGCAGAUGGAGGGAGUUUAACAGAUCUGAACAACCUGGAUUUCACAGAGGUCAAUGAAGAGCUUAUGCAAGCAAAACUGGAGGAGAUAAUGAGCAUUAAUAGUAACCUUAAAACAUCUAUUCCUGACAAUGAAGUGGAAGCUGCAGCAGAGGUCACCAUGUCUCAAAGUCAAGGCAUGACUGAGAGUGGCAGUGAAACUCUGGCUUCUGAUGUUUGUGUGAAAGGUGCAAGACCAAAGCAGUUGCUUGACCCUUCCCAAGGAGCUCCUGGUCAGAAACAACUGAAUAGAACUAAUGUACUUGAAAGAGAAAAUCAGGAAUGUGGUUCUGUUAGCCCAGAAGCUCCCCUCUCAGACACCAGUGUAAAUGCUGGUAAUACUGACCCUGGAGAAAGCAGCUCUGAGGCUGUAGGAAAUCAAACAUCUGAAAGUGCUGAGCCACGUAAAGCACCUGCAGCUCUGUCGUGGAAGCAGCCCCUGUGGGUCCCAGACUCAGAGGCACCCAACUGCAUGAACUGCCAGGCCAAGUUCACCUUCACAAAGAGGCGACACCACUGCCGGGCCUGCGGGAAGGUUUUUUGUGGUAGCUGUUGCAAGCGAAAAUGCAAACUGCAGUACAUGGAGAAGGAAGCAAGAGUCUGCACUGGCUGUUAUGAUGAUAUUAAUAAAGCACAGGCAUUUGAAAGGAUGAUGAGUCCAACUGGUCCUGUCCCCAAUUCCAGUGUCUCCUCUGAGCGUUCUUCCGCUGUUGCACCUGUAGAGGAGGCCCAGAUACCCGGGGGUGCCAGCUCUCCUUCACCAUCUGCACUGUUGCCUACCUCAGCACUUAAACAACCUGGUCCUGAAGGGCUGUGCCCCAGAGAGCAGAAGAGGGUCUGGUUUGCAGAUGGUAUUCUGCCAAACGGGGAGGUGGCAGACACAGCAAAGCUGUCCUCAGGAGCAAAGAGGUCGCAGGACUCCAGCCCAGAGAACACAGACCUGCCUGAGACGCCCGCGGCUGCAAACCCAGAGGAAGAUGACCUGGUAACUGAUGUAAAUCAAAAACUGAAGGAAGACCUAGAUAAGAUGACAAGAAUGGAAGAAUCACAUCCUUCUGUUCCUUCAGAUGGUGCACAGCAGGCCACACCAGGCCAGAGUGAGGUGGCACCUAGUGACAGAUCUGUCACUCUAGGCACUGAAGAGUGUUCCCCUGCAGCAGCAGAGAAGAGCAGUCCCAGUUCAGUGGGACAGAGCACACAGGCUGUGCCUGUCUCUGCUUCAAGCUACAGAGCACUGUGUGGGGUAGAGAACUGGGUGCGACGAGACAUCAGCCUUCUUCCUGAUGGUGAUCAGCUGCCUCCACUUCUGCUUGCACUGGGUGAAAAAGGGAAAGAUCUUCUGGUGGAGGAACAUCCAUGUCACCAAAAGGUCACCUUGCUGCUUGGGGAAGGAGGUCCUAAUCCAUUGACUUUUAUUCUAAAUGCAAACUUGCUUGUCAAUGUGAAGCUAAUAAAAUAUUCCUCAGAAAAGUGCUGGUGCUUCUCAACAAAUGGACUGCAUGGUUUGGGUCAGGCAGAAAUUGUCAUUCUGUUGCAGCGUUUGCCAGAUGAAGAUGUUUUCCCUAGUGAAAUAUUCAAAUUAUUUCUUGACAUCUAUAAAGAUGCAAUGAAAGGAAGGUUCAUAAAAAAUAUGGAGAACAUUACGUUUACAGAAAACUUUCUCAGCAACAAAGAGCAUGGCGGAUUCCUAUUUGUUUCACCAACUUUUCAGGAACUUGAUGAUCAGAUUCUACCAGAUAACCCUGUUCUUUGUGGCAUUCUUAUCCAUAAGCUGGAAAUACCCUGGGCAAAAGUGUUUCCAAUCCGUUUGAUGCUGCGAUUGGGAGCAGAAUAUGGGGCCUAUCCAACUCCCAUGGUAAGUGUCAGGCACCGGGAGCCGCUCUUCGGAGACAUUGGACACACGAUUAUGAAUCUGCUUGUGGACUUCAGAAAUUACCAGUAUACUUUGCAUACCAUAGAAAACCUGUUUGUCCAUGUGGAAAUGGGUAGAAGCUGUAUUAAAAUACCUCUGAGGAAGCACAAUGAGGUGAUGAAGGUGAUCAAUUCCUCUAAUGAACAUGUAAUUAGCAUUGGAGCCAGUUUCAAUACCGAGGCAGACUCUCACCUGGUGUGUGUGCAGAACAAGCAGGGCCUCUAUCACACACAGGCCAUCAGUGCCACGGGACAGCCCAGGGAAGUUACAGGUGCAAGUUUUGUGGUGUUUAAUGGAGCCUUAAAAACAUCCUCAGGAUUUUUAGCUAAAUCCAGUAUAGUUGAAGAUGGGCUAAUGGUACAAAUAACACGAGAAACCAUGGAAGGCCUACGUCAGGCCUUAAGAGACAAGAAGGACUUCAGGAUAACCUGUGGACAAAUGGAUGCUGGGGACGUGAAGGAAUACGUAGAUAUUUGUUGGGUAGAAAAUGAGGAGAAAACAAACAAAGGAAUUUUGAGCCCAGUUGAUGGAGAAUCAAUGGAAGGAACUCAGAGUGAAAAAGCACUACAAUACAGAGACUUCGAAAGAGAGGGAAAAGUUAUGAAGUGCACUGAAGUUUACUAUUUUGGAAAGGAUCAUGAACCCUCCAGUGCUGUUCCCCACCAGUUUGCAAAAGAGAUUGCCAUUGCCUGCAGCACUGCUCUUUGCCCUCACCUUAAAACCUUGAAAAAUAACGGGAUGAAUAAGAUAGGACUCAGAGUUUCCAUUGACUCAGACAUGGUUGAAUACUUAGCAGGAUCUGGAGGGCACCUUCUCCCACAGAACUACCUGAACGACUUGGACAAUGCUCUGAUUCCUGUGAUUCACAGUGGAAUGUCAGAUCCUACAGCUCUGCCACUGAAAAUGGAAUUAGCAUUUUUCAUUAUAGAGCACCUGUCUUGAUGAGGCCGAUUACAUGCAUAUACUGAUUUCCUAGAUCUGAACACCAAAGUUGUAAUGCUACAAACACUAAAAAUGUUAAAGUUUCUAAACCUUUUAUGUUUUAAUAGCUUUUCAAACUGUUUUUUUUUUAAACCUCUCAGAUCCUCUCUGCUUCCUCUGCCACAAAAGAGUCAGUUUGUGUCAAGAAGUUCUGAAAGCUGACACUUAAAUCAGGUGCAGAAGAGUGCAGGUUUUGUUACUGUCACACAGCUGCAGCACUUGGUAGGUGUAGUGUGACUCCAAGUCAUAGGAUCUUGCCUCUCACCCUCUCACCAGUGUGUAACUAAAGCUGCUGGGGCUCCGUGUGAUCUCUGCAAGAGCUCAACACUGGAGCAGGGCUGGCCCAAAACUGUUUCCUUUCCACAGCAAAGGGGUUCAGAGCCCAGAGCUGCUGUAGCUGCCUGGAGCCCCCCGUGUGCCAGGGCAGCUCUGGCAGCUCAGGGGAACGCUGUGGCUGUGUGGAUAAACACCUCACUGAGGUCCUUAACCUGGGGAUGUGAUGCUGGUGCUUCAGGAACAUACGCUCUCAAUGUUUUAUAGAGUAACUAGUUUCUUUCUUGUAUUUAUAAGGGUUUAUCUAACUUAAAUGGAUGCUAUUUUUAUAAAAAGUGCUUUUUCUUCUUUACUCUCGUCAGAAUUCCAUACACAAUUUGACCUUUCAAGGAUUAGGAAAAAACAGAUUACUAUUGAUGUGAUCUACAUGUAGCAAUAAGUGGGACAAGAAUUCUGCAGUAUUUUUUCUGCUCCUGUCUACUGCUCUUGCCACAUUUUAGUAGCCACCUUUGCUUUCAGGGAGAACAGAUGUAUUAAGUCUGAAUUUUCACAAACAGGUUGAUUCUAGUGGAAGGUGCCCCUGCCCAUGGCAGGUGUGGUUGGGACUCUUUAAGGUCCCUUCCAACCCAAACCGUUCUGGGAUUUUUAGUAUACCUGAGGUUCUUGGUAGGAUGUAUUUUUUAUACUGGGUCAUGUAGAUCUAUUUAUGUAUUUGUGAUGCAUGUGGUUUGUACUGAGGUUCAUCAAACUGCGGUUGGGGUUUGGUAGCAGCCACACAACUGCUUGUCGAGAACAGAACCAAAACUAAAUAUAUACAAGAUCUAUAUUGUUUUCAGUAAAAAUGCUGGUACAAUUUUAUAAUGAGAGUAUUAAAACUUGGAUGCCUUCUUGAUGCUAAUAGGGGAUAUUUUAUGUUUUUGUAUCAAAAACAAUUUGUAAUUAAACCUAAUCUGCUCUGCUAUUAUCUGUGCUUUAACACUCCAGUCCUAGAAGGGUUCAGGCCUUGAGAUCUAACCCUGGAUGGGGCUGAGCUGCAUUUCAGCCUCUGUGCUGACUUCUUCUGAGAAGCUGCUGUUAGGGAGAAGGGCUGAACCCACGCACAGUACGAACAGAACUGUCCUUGUUGAAAACAAGCUGCACCCAGGCCCUCGAGGGAGCCCCCCAGCAAGAGGCUCAACAGUGUUUUGGGUCUGUGACAGGGCCGGGGCACCUGAAGGAACAGCUGCCUCUUGGGACUUAACCUCUACUAACUCCUUUUCAAUAAUUAUCAAUAAAGUUAACUACAGU
Messenger RNA from Camarhynchus parvulus, 6309 nucleotides. It is a transcript of the gene ZFYVE16, whose product is annotated as zinc finger FYVE-type containing 16. NCBI's taxonomy places the organism in Eukaryota, Metazoa, Chordata, Aves, Passeriformes, Thraupidae. The transcript is spliced from 18 exons. Gene Ontology annotation, cellular component: early endosome membrane. The coding region runs from base 178 to 4710 and encodes 1510 amino acids. Gene Ontology annotation, biological process: endosomal transport; protein targeting to lysosome. Gene Ontology annotation, molecular function: metal ion binding. The record is from RefSeq and is a predicted model, not a curated record.